Fonsecaea erecta is the source of this 885-nucleotide messenger RNA. RefSeq lists its product as hypothetical. Bases 1 to 885 code for a protein of 294 amino acids. The transcript is spliced from 3 exons. Lineage: Eukaryota; Fungi; Ascomycota; Eurotiomycetes; Chaetothyriales; Herpotrichiellaceae. The record is from RefSeq and is a predicted model, not a curated record.
AUGGCCUUCUUGAUACAUGCAACAGCCCUCGUCGCCUUCACAACUGCCAUCGCCCGUGGCCAGGGUGUCGGCCUCUAUGGAUGUCAGCCGCAGGCUGUUAUCACGAGUUUGACGGCAUGCGACGAGUUUGCAGCCACAGAUUCCUCGUGCUUCGCCAAUCCAAAGGCCACUGCCUUUAUCGAAGAGUGUUUCUGUCAACAGGCCGUUCUCAACAAGAUCGUGGACUGCGAGAGCGAACUUCGUCUCUGCUACCUCAAUGACCAGUUCGACUACUACGCCACCGAUCUGCUCUCGGAUUGGCAUAGUUGGUGUGACAAACGUAUCACGUAUACGCCGACCACACCUGUCCUCAGCACUCCAACCACGACGGUUCCAACAGAUGUGAAUGGAUUUUGUGGCGAUUACACCACGUCCUGCGCAGUGUGGGCUGCGGCGGAAUCGGCUUGCUUUGACCUUGAUCCCUCGGCGACGGCGGCAUCGUUCUUGAGCUGUGCGUGCUCCACCGACCUCCUGUCGCUUGCCUCGGUCUGCUUGUACGAUGUAUCGACCAGUUGUUUCGGCCGAAGUGCGGUCUUGACUGACAUAGCUCUAUUCUCAAUCUGUGGCACGACAUACAGCAAUGACCAAUUGAUCACGGCGGCGACGGCCCCUGCCGCCGCUGGUUUGGCGAGCAGUGCUUCAGCAUCACAGAUACCAACUCCACCGUCCUCGCAGACCGUGGCAAAUACUGCCACAGCUCAGAGCACCCAGAGCAAGCCAGUGAGUCAGGCAGUCCCUGCUACCAGCACGCCGACCUCUGGAGGUAGAGUCAUUGUAAUUUCUGCAGGCUUGUUGCAGGCGGGGAUUGCGAUCACAAUAGUAUAUCUGGUGUCUCACCUGUGGUGA